This is a messenger RNA of Puma concolor (puma), 1233 nucleotides long. Lineage: Eukaryota; Metazoa; Chordata; Mammalia; Carnivora; Felidae. The record is from RefSeq and is a predicted model, not a curated record.
AUGGCGGCCGUGCUGCAUCUUGUGACCUUCCUGGUCGUCCUGAAGUCGGCGUGCUGUGCACAACCACGGCCGGCGCAAGACAAAAUAUCCCCUAUUAUAAACAUGCAGCUGGAUUCAAGGAAAAAAAUGUUAACCUGGACUUACACCAGAAACGUGAGUGACCAGGAAUGCACAAUAGAUACGCCCACUGCCUAUUCCGCCACGGUGAACCCACAGGUGAUGGAGGACCACACCUACAUGUGCACCUUCCCCAACUCCGUGCUGCACAGGGGGGCCAACCUGACCGUGAACGUCACUUGCGACGGGGACGUGUUCCUCCAAGUCCUGACUUUCGCCAACCCAGGCAGGGAAGGUUCCGGAGCCGUGAACUUCUCCUGCCUCAUUUACAACGUGCGCUUCAUGAACUGCAGCUGGGCGCCCGGCCCGGCCGCCCCGGCCGACGUCAAGUAUCGACUGUUCUGGGCGUCCAGGCAUGAGGCCGACGCGGAAUGCGUCCAUUACAUCCUCGGCCCCACGGGGACCCGCGUGGGCUGCCAUUUCAACCAACUGGGCAAACCCCAGAGGACGGAUAAUUACUUCUUCUUGGUGAACGGAACCAGCAGGGAAACGGCGAUCCCGUUUUUGGAUUUCACUCCAUUUAAGGCCGUUCAAAUCGAGAAGUACGAUCCACCCAGGAACAUCACCAUCACCUACAACCGGUCGCACCACAUCAUCUGGUGGGAACAUCCCAAGAUCCGAUUCGACCUUUCAAGUCACAUGCUGUAUUACGAGCUGGACAUCCAAACGCCGGCGAGCUCCGCAGAAACACACCGUGUUUUCCAGAGGGGACAGGACCCCAACGUGUACCUGAUGCCCAGUUCCGCCACCAGAGCCAAGAGCGCCUUCCGGGUGAGGGUGCGUUACAUGUACAACCGCCUGUGGAGCGAAUGGAGCCCCACGCAGCGGUUCGGCCUCCCGGAGCAGGAUUUCAGCGGCGCCCUGGUGGGGCCCGUGGUGGGGACCGCGGCUUUGUCCGUGCUCGUCCUCAUGUUCCUCUGCAAACGGUUCUCCGUGAGGCGCAAGAUGUUCCCUCCCAUCCCGCAGGUGAAGAAGGAAAUCGCCAGGGCCCUCAUGCCCACACCGGGGGUGAGUGACCCCUCCCUCUGCACCCAGGAGGUCGCCUGGGACGAGGGCCACCCCCCGCCGGGCCCCCAGGACCCCGAGGACGUGGUCACGCUGGAGGCAACGUGCUGA